GACCCUCCUCCUCUGUCUCAUGAGCAGAGAAAGGAACUAUAAAGAGCUCUUCCCCUUUGCACGAGGUCAUUGAGGUAGCAACUUAAGACGGCUCCUGGUCCACACUGCCUGACCACUGUGGCAGCUGCAGGCUCUGUCCUCCACACUCUGGCUCCAGGAUGGUGCCAGCUGUGGGGCUGGCCAUGGGCCCCCAUCCCAACCUCCUCCUGGUCCUCAUGCUCUGCCUGGCCCAGACCGUCCACAUGCAGGAGGGGGUCCUGCCCAAACCCUCCAUCAGGGCCAAGCUGGGUCCUGUGAUCCACUGGGAACAGCCUGUGACCAUCAUGUGCCGGGGCCCAGCUGGGACUGACCUAUUCCAUCUGGUGCAGAAUGAGAAUACAUCUGUUUACUGGGAUCAGAAUAUCUCUUCUCCACAUGGCUCCCAGGGGGCAGAGACCACAUUCCACGUCAACGUAGUGAGUGACAUCAUGCCCAGGAGUUAUUUCUGCUCUUAUAGUAAAGGGCCCAGCUGGUCUGAGCCCAGUGAGCCCCUGGAGCUGAAGGUGACAGGUGAGGACGUCUCCACUCCACCAUUCAGGUUUGCCCCAGGUCCCUCCCCCACCUCCCAGAAUUACUCAGUAGAGAACUAUGUCCGCAUUGGCCCGGCAGGAGUGGUGUUGCUGAUCCUGGUGGUGAUCCUGGCAGAGGCUGGGCACAGCUGGCACAGGUAG
Phyllostomus discolor (pale spear-nosed bat) is the source of this 710-nucleotide messenger RNA. RefSeq names its product leukocyte-associated immunoglobulin-like receptor 2. NCBI's taxonomy places the organism in Eukaryota, Metazoa, Chordata, Mammalia, Chiroptera, Phyllostomidae. The coding region runs from base 159 to 710 and encodes 183 amino acids. The record is from RefSeq and is a predicted model, not a curated record. The transcript is spliced from 4 exons.